AUGAAGAUUGAAGAAGACCUACUUCAUUUUCGUUCAACAUACAAAAUAUUGUCAGCACGUGAUGGAGAUGAGGGUCGUCAAUUAGCAUUAGUCAAGAAGAAAUUUUCAUUGCAUGAUAAAUACUCAAUCGAUUCAGUUUAUGGAGAAUAUAAAUUAGAAUCAUUGGAUUUGUUAGGUCAUUCAUUCACAUUAACAAAAGAAAGACGCACAGUGGCUAUUGUAAGUAGAAAAUGGAUUACUUUGGCUGGUAUUUAUGGAGCAGAAAUUGAUGCUAAUGAAGAUCAAGCAUUUGUCAUAGCGUUGAUAAUUAUCAUUAAUCAAGCAUUGUAUUCUUUCUAA
Molecule: messenger RNA, 339 nt
Organism: Rotaria sp. Silwood1
Lineage: Eukaryota; Metazoa; Rotifera; Eurotatoria; Philodinida; Philodinidae
Source: the annotation of a GenBank genome assembly